AUGAGCACAAACCCUACCUCACCGCAACCUUCCAGAUGCACCUUCACUCUCCCAACACUCAUCACCUUCACCCUCCUCCUCACUCCGCCACCCCCCGCCGCCGCCGAGGACGACGUCAACUACCUCCGCGGCCUCCUCCGCUCCCUCCGCGAUCCAGAUCACACUCUCUCCUCCUGGAACUUCAACAACAACACCGCCGGCUUCAUCUGCCGCUUCGAUUACGUCGGAUGCUGGAACGAUCAGGAGAAUCGCGUCAUUUCAUUAAAACCGGCUGACCUAGGGCUUGCCGGAACGUUUCCCUCGGAUAUACGGUUUUGUAAGAAUUUGCAAACUGUAGAUCUGUCUGGUAAUAAUAUUACUGGUGAAAUUCCUACUGAAUUAUGCACGUGGUUGCCUUAUUUAGUUGAUAUAAAUCUGUCCGGUAACCGUUUCACCGGUCAAAUUCCGUCAGGUUUUGGUGAUUGUGCGUUUUUGAAUAUUAUUGAUUUUUCAAGUAAUCGAUUAUCCGGUAAUAUACCGGUUCAGCUGUCCAUGAAAGAAAACAAUUCCUCUAAUGCACACAUUACUGAGAGUAGAUCGCAACAAAUGACUGUGUCUGAACCAAUUCAAUCUCCUAUCCUACAAACAAUUGAGGAGGUUAUCCCCGUUGAGUAUUACGAAACUCUUGGUGGUAGUUUAAGUGGAACAGCUACUACAACUGUUGAACCCAUUGGAGAUCUGUUGGAUAGUGGUUACAUCAUUAAGACUCUCUUGAAGGCAACUACUAAUGAGGUUACUACUGUAAUCUCUGCUUAA
Molecule: messenger RNA, 795 nt
Organism: Helianthus annuus (common sunflower)
Lineage: Eukaryota; Viridiplantae; Streptophyta; Magnoliopsida; Asterales; Asteraceae
Product: inactive LRR receptor-like serine/threonine-protein kinase BIR2
Exons: 2
Coding region: 1-795 (264 amino acids)
Molecular function (GO): protein binding
Source: RefSeq, a predicted model, not a curated record